Molecule: messenger RNA, 1499 nt
Organism: Ananas comosus (pineapple)
Lineage: Eukaryota; Viridiplantae; Streptophyta; Magnoliopsida; Poales; Bromeliaceae
Product: peroxidase 64
Exons: 4
Coding region: 316-1263 (315 amino acids)
Biological process (GO): response to oxidative stress; hydrogen peroxide catabolic process
Cellular component (GO): plasmodesma; plant-type cell wall
Molecular function (GO): heme binding; peroxidase activity
Source: RefSeq, a predicted model, not a curated record
CUACAUUAAUAAUAUUCCAUCACCCAUAUAUAUUAUCAAAUUAAUUAAGGUUCACAAAUAUGAGAAUAGGACAAGUGUAGUUAUAGGUCAGCUAAGAGAGAGAAUUAAAGCUUUAGAAACACUACUUCAUUAUCCAUGUUUCAUUAUUCAUUUUCACCAAACACACUUUUAUCUUAACCCUCUGUAUGAGCACAAUAACAACUCCAUCACUCACACAUACACACAUUCUCAUCACUCUCCUAUAUAUAUAUCCAUCAUCUCUCCUCACCCCUUCCACAUCAGAGAAAAAGAGAAAGAGAGAUAAAAGAUAUACAAAUGGCCGCGCUUAUCGCUUCUUUUCUUCUCGCAUUCUCCCUUCUACUUGUCGGUGUUAACGCGCUCAUGGUCGAUUACUACGCUGAAACUUGCCCCGGAGUCGAGGAAGCCGUGGAGGAGGCCGUUAAGAAAGCUACGGCCAACGACAAUACCGUUCCAGCGGCGUUGCUUCGCAUGCAUUUCCACGAUUGCUUCAUUAGGGGUUGCGACGGGUCGGUGUUGGUGGACUCACAGGGGAAUAACACGGCGGAAAAGGACGGGCCACCCAACAUCUCCCUCCACGCAUUCUACGUGAUUGACAAUGCGAAGAAGGCGGUCGAGGAAUUGUGCCCGGGGGUGGUCUCCUGCGCGGACAUACUAGCGCUAGCGGCGAGAGAUGCAGUGGCCAUAUCUGGAGGGCCCAUAUGGGAGGUUCCGACAGGAAGGAAAGAUGGGAAGAUUUCAAGAGCCAGUGACACAUCCCAAUUGCCAGCUCCCACCUUCAACUUCUCCCAGCUGAAGCAGAGCUUCUCCCAAAGAGGUUUAUCUACAGGAAACCUUGUGGCACUCUCAGGUGGUCACACCCUUGGAUUUGCACAUUGCUCCUCAUUCCAGAACAGAAUCCACAACUUCGACGCGACGGACGACGUCGACCCGUCGAUGAACCCGGCAUUCGCAGAUAGUCUUAGGAAGGCGUGCCCGGCCCACAACAAGGUGCGGAGCGCGGGGUCGGCGAUGGAUUCGACCAACACGGUGUUCGACAACACCUACUACAAGCUUCUAUUGCAGGGGAAGGGCUUGUUCUCGUCCGACGAGGCGCUCCUGACCCACCGGAAGACUAUGGAGCUCGUCGCGCGGUUCGCAGACUCGCAGAAGGCCUUCGAGAGGGCGUUCGUGAAGGCGAUGAUCAGAAUGAGCAGCCUGACCGGCGGGGACGGAGUGAGGCUGGACUGCAGGGUGGUAACGUGAAAAAUGUUCGAGUUUGAAUCCAAGUGCAGGUGAUUGCGUUUUUUGCGUGUCGAAGUUCGAAUAAAAUCGAAAGAUUUUAUAUUUGUGAUUGACAAGUUAUGAAGUAGAGGGUGCUUGAGAAACAACAAAGAGUUGUAACUAUUUCUUUGUGUGUAAGAUUAAAAUUUGUAGACUUAAUGGUUUUGAACAUGUUUUUUUUUUUUUAUGAAUUGUGAUUAAAUAUUGUAAUUUUGAUA